AUGGCCCACAUGAUCCUGUCAUGCCUAUCUCUUGCUCUGGUGUCCAUAUCUUUACUCGCCACAGCUAUGCCGGUUCCAGAGCCGUUGGGCACAGACUCCAUUUCGCAAGAUUCGCUCCUCGAAGCCUGGGUGGAAGGCCACCGUCCCGGAAAAUACCUGCCUUGCACAGCGGAUAGACUCAAGGUCCGCAAGGAUUACGACUCGAUGACUCCUGAAGAGCGCAAAGCUUACACCGAUGCCAUCAAAUGCAUGGCAACCAAACCGUCCCAACUUGACCAAACCCUCUACCCUGCAGCCACCAAUCGCUACAUGGACUAUGCCGUCAUUCACGUCCUCCGAACAAGACAGGUCCAUCUCUCCGGCUUCUUCCUGACCUGGCAUCGCUAUUUCUUACAUCUGUUUGAGGAAGAUUUGGCGAACGAGUGCGGCUACACCGGCGCCAUUCCCUACUGGAAUUGGCCUGAGACUGCAGACAAUCUUCAUGACAGCGCCAUCUUUGACGGGUCUGAGCAUUCCAUGUCUGGUGACGGUGAAUACCGCGACAGCGGUCCUGUGGUGCUCUCGUCGAGCUUUCAGCUUCCACAAGGAUCGGGAGGAGGCUGUAUCACUUCUGGCCCUUUUGCUGAUUGGGAGGUGACAAUGCAGCCUAUCCCCAUCAACUACAUUAUCCAGGGACUGGAGCUGCCUCCCACAGCUUUCGAGCUCAAUCAAAGCUGCCUGACUAGGGACCUCAAUACCUACGCCGCUCAGUCUUACACGAACUACGAUGCGCUCUACCAGUGCUUGGAGACCGAGGACAUCGAAUCUUUCGACGCCCAGAUCAACGGUGUGCUCGGCGGUGGUGAACUGGGAUUGCACUCUGGGGCUCAUUUCGCGGUGGGGUCUCCUGCGUCGUCAAUAUACGUCUCGGUCAUGGAUCCGGUGUGGUGGCCUCUCCAUGCAUUCUUGGACAACGUGUACGCCUCGUGGCAGAACCGCCACCCUCUGAUUGCAGAUGCCGUCUAUGGUACCGAAACUGCCGUCAACGUUCCACCGAGUGCUGAUGUCACGCUCGACACGAUCCAGCCGGAUUGGGGAUACUUUCAACAAGAUCCAAUUGCCGUGGGAGAACUCAUCAGCACGACAUCCGGGCCAUUUUGCUACGAAUACGACGUUUCGUUUUGA
Messenger RNA from Cladophialophora psammophila CBS 110553, 1164 nucleotides. RefSeq lists its product as uncharacterized. The record is from RefSeq and is a predicted model, not a curated record. The transcript has a single exon. NCBI's taxonomy places the organism in Eukaryota, Fungi, Ascomycota, Eurotiomycetes, Chaetothyriales, Herpotrichiellaceae. Gene Ontology annotation, molecular function: oxidoreductase activity. The coding region runs from base 1 to 1164 and encodes 387 amino acids.